Molecule: messenger RNA, 976 nt
Organism: Euleptes europaea (tarantolino)
Lineage: Eukaryota; Metazoa; Chordata; Lepidosauria; Squamata; Sphaerodactylidae
Product: transmembrane protein 68-like
Exons: 6
Coding region: 1-954 (317 amino acids)
Cellular component (GO): membrane
Molecular function (GO): acyltransferase activity
Source: RefSeq, a predicted model, not a curated record
AUGACGCAAAUCACAAAUUGUACUUUUGGGCAGGAAUUUACAGCUUGCCUGAUUCAUACUUUGGAAGGCUAUCAAAACUGUAGGACAUAUUCUAUGAUGCUGUUAGUAACACUGUCAAUAUUGUUUUAUCCCCAUUUUUUGGCACUUUUUCUAUUCUAUUUAAAUUUCCUUUUCUAUCCCAUUUAUAAAAAACUGUAUAACCUGCCAGAAGAUGUUUCUAGAAAAGAAUGGGACAGGCCAAAACAUUUGCUGGCAUCUGCUAUGACUAUGCUAGGGAAAGUGUUGCAUGGUUAUGAACUCUGUGGAAUUGAAAAUCUACCAAAAGGCCCAGGACUUAUUAUCUAUUAUCAUGGAGCCUUGCCUAUAGACUAUGCCUUUUUUUAUUACAAAGUCUACCUCACCACAGGAAGAUUCUGCAGCAGUGUGGUAGAUAAAUUCCUUUAUAAUUUGCCAAGUGCAAAAUUGUUUCAAAGGAUCUGUGGUGGUGUUUGUAAGACAAAGCAAGAAUGUGUUGAAAUGCUAAAGAAAGGCCAUCUGGUAUCUAUUGCACCAGGUGGAGCUCGGGAGCAAAACUAUGGAGAUAACACAUAUAAACUUAUCUGGAAGAACCGUAAAGGGUUUGCUCAAGUAGCCAUUGAUGCAAAAGCGCCAAUCAUACCUAUGUUUACACAAAAUAUCCGGGACGGAUACAGAUCAUAUGGAAAUAUAUGGCCAAUGAGAUGGCUUUAUGAACGAAUACGAUUUGUUUUCUUUCCAACGUAUGGGUUCAUUCCAGUCAAACUUCGUACCCAUAUUGGAGAACCCAUUCCUUAUGAUCCAAGUAUAACUGCUGAAGAACUGGUUGAAAAAACGAAAAUGGCAAUAGAAGCCUUACGGGACAAACACCAGAAAAUACCAGGAAGCAUAGCAAGAGCUCUUUGGGAGCGCUUUGAGAAGCAUCACAAAGAUAAAUAGUGUAAAUAUGAACUACACCGAU